AUGUGUAUACAACAUCCAAUUCUUUCGCUCUACCCACCCGGUGCUCAGCCAGACUCAAACGACGAAUUUGCAUACGAUAUUGGUGAUAAGAAAGGAGAUUCGAUCGUAUCACCGUGUCAAAAUCAUUACACUGAGUCGUUGUAUCAAUUGUUACAACUACGAAGAGAAAUAGCUGCAGAAGAAAUGCCGUCUGAAAAUAAUGAUCCGGCCGUGUUGGAAGGUGAAAACGACAACGAGAAUUAG
Messenger RNA from Anisakis simplex (herring worm), 243 nucleotides. The record is from the annotation of a GenBank genome assembly. Lineage: Eukaryota; Metazoa; Nematoda; Chromadorea; Rhabditida; Anisakidae.